Durusdinium trenchii is the source of this 786-nucleotide messenger RNA. The record is from the annotation of a GenBank genome assembly. NCBI's taxonomy places the organism in Eukaryota, Dinophyceae, Suessiales, Symbiodiniaceae.
AUGCGGUGCUUCACGACCAAUUGGGACAAGCGUGGGUUCCUGCCCGACGAAGCCCGGCAUGAGGAACACUUGGUGGCGAUUGAGCGGAGGAUGUGGUUUGUUGAGGUCGGUUCUGAUCUUCGUAAGAACAGUGCUUCUUUGACCAGUUCCUCUUCGGCGGUGCUGCCACUGCCAGCUUCCGAUGAGAUGUUGCAGGUCCUCGCGGAGGAGUUGAAUGACUUGAAGCAACGACGGGCCGCGAUGCGCGCGGCCAACCGUGCAUUGGCAAAGCAGGAGAAGAAUAUGAAAAAACGACGUGGUGGAGCUGCAGUGGUCGCAGCUGGUGGUGGAGAUGGCGCGGAAAGUCUUCUGUGUGAAAAGAUCCCCGGAAUUGUGGCUGUCUAUGCGCGUGUCACUCUCGGAGGUGGUGGAGCUGCGGUGGUAGCAGCUGGUGGUGGAGAUGGCGCGGAAAGUCUUUUGCGUGAAAAGAUCCCCGGAAUUGUGGCUGUUUAUGCGCGUGUCACUUUCACAGGUCAUGGUGCUCCCCCUCCAAAUCUGCCAGCUGGCGCUGCAGCUGGCGUUGCAGGGGAAGGUCUAGACUGUUUGUUUGCUUUCUGCGUGUGUGGAGCUCUUGGCAGACCAGGUGCGAAUGAUGUGGAGGAGGCUGAUGCCAUUUCAUCUGAGAGUGAUCGCGGCGAAGGCGCGCGGGUGGAUGUGGUUUUGAGUGUGUUGCUCAUGGCCGAAGUUUGCUCUAAAUCAGUUCUCAUUGGAGGCGGUGCUGCUGAUGGUGAUGGUGAGGAAGACUAG